AGGUUAACUAUAGAACCCUUCAUUUGUUUUGCGAUAAAUUUGUUUCAUCCCACAUCUACACAGUCUUGCUAAUAACGAUCGAUAUUGCAAAUUCGAUAUAUUUCCAAUUCCACAUACUUCCAAUUCCACCAGCUGACAAGAUAUUUUGAAUUCCGCCACAGAGAAGAGGAGAAUCCCUUCUCUGUGGUUCCGCCGGUCUGCACGAUAUUCGGAGUUCCGCCUGUCAACAUAUUCGGAGUUCCAUAUAUUUCCAAUUCCGGCCAGCUGCAAGAUAUUUUGAGUUCCAGAUAUUCCCAAUUCAUGCGACCCUCUGAGACAAAUAGAAGCUGCUGAGUAGGCUAUGAUAUUAUUUUUCAUAAAUUAACCUCUAAAACUCAAUUUUGGAACUCUUGGAAGAAAGGUUGAAACUUCCUAUCUUUCAAAUGUUAGUUUUGAAAAAGUGUGCAUCAUGUAUGAUAAUGUGACUUGUGUUAAAAUCAGUGAAUUUUAAACAUUUGAUCAUAAAUAAGAAAUAAUGAGCUUUGUUGCAAAUUGUGAAUCACAUCAAAACCAUAACAAUUCAAAUGAAACCCAAGGUUUUUUGUUUGAAACUGAUUUUCCAGAAUUGAAAGCUAAUCCAGAUUAUAAGAAAUUAAUAGAAACUAUGAUAGAACUUAUUCAAUUGAGAGCAGUAACUGUACAGAAAACUGAACACAUCUUCACACUAAUUCAACGCCUAAAAAAUGAUCCUGAUUUAUUUAUAGAAAACUUUGUAGAAGGAAGAAUUGAGAUACCGUGCGAAUCAUCACUCACCAUACCGGAGGUUCCUGAAAUUGAUUUUUCACAUUACAAAUUUCCCAAAACUGAUUCCAACGGAGAUGAAAUCGCUGUGCAACAAUUUAUUUCCAAGUAUUUAUUCAAAGAAAAUGAACAAUCUCAGACCGAAGAUAAGAAAGGAAGUAAGCUUGUGGUUAGAGGGAGAGAGUAUAAUAAUAGUAAACCGCAAACUUUCAAUCAGCUGUGGACGGCUGAAGAGCAACUACGCUUAGAAGAGCUUCUCUUGAAAUAUCCUCCUGAGCGUAAGGAGAGUCAACGAUGGGUGAAAAUUGCGGCAGCUCUGGGUAAUCGAACUCCAAAGCAAGUGUGUAGCAGGGUACAAAAAUAUUUCCUCAAACUUCGCAAAAUGGGAUUUUCAGUGCCUGGUCGAAACCCAAGAUCAUCACACCAAAAAAAUAAACCCAGAGCAAUGAAGAAGAAUUUCGUUGAUAAGAAUACUACAUUUUUCCCCAAGAUCAAAGAUUCACAAUCAGGCACAAUUAUUCCAAUAACUGAUGAAGACAGAUUUGAUGAAACAUUAUGUGAUACGAUUGAAAACAGUGAAUGCUACACAACGAGUGAAAUGGAGAGUGCGGAUUGGCUAACAGACUCGAAACGUCUUGAGAUCUUGCUAAGAAUAAAAUCUGACAAGGAAAAGAAGAGUCAAGUUAUUCAACAUUUUAAUAUAACCUGUUGGAACUGCGGCGUGAAUCCGAUUGUUGACAUGAGGUGGACGUGCUUUGAGUGUGCGUCAGUGCACUUCUGCUCGGACUGUGUGGCUGCCAUGGUAAGCAACAACUUCAGGCUGUCGCGUCAUCCCGUCAGUCAUCAGCUGGACCCGGUUGCGUCAUUCGACAGUGUCAGGGACCCAGACUACUUACCGCACAACUUCAAUUCUGCCAGCUACUUGGAUCCCAACUUCAUUCUGCACUAGGUCUAACUAAUCUACUGCUCAACCAGCAUCUGGUAUCCUAAAGUCUAGAAUAUUACUCGUAAAUUGAAUUCUUGAAAGAGCUAAUAGAUGAAAAGUAGUGGUGGCCUGAGGAGCUAUCUUCUAAUUCUUUUAUCUGAUUAUGUGUCAAGGCUCACUUUAUAGAUAGCUAAGAGACCUGUUCAUAUUAGUUUCUACAGCCAUCAGAAAAUAGCAUAUAUGUCACUGAAUGAGCCAAGUUCUAUUGUCUUCAUUGUGGCACUUAAGCUCUAUUUUUGAGUUUUGAUGAUGUGAGGACAAAUUUCUCUUCUACGAAUUUUGUACCUUCAUCAUUUUUACUUGUCCAGAAUAUAGAUAGAAGGUUAACAUUCAAGUACAUAAGCUAAUGUGUAUUGUUAAUAUUAUUGAAAAUUUAAUUAUUAAAUUACAUAUUACUAGUAGUUCUGUGAACAGUAGACCUCACGCAGUAUUCUCAUCCACAAGUACCUGAUGUCACCUGUUUUAAAUGUUAA
Molecule: messenger RNA, 2238 nt
Organism: Nilaparvata lugens (brown planthopper)
Lineage: Eukaryota; Metazoa; Arthropoda; Insecta; Hemiptera; Delphacidae
Gene: Atac1
Product: ZZ-type zinc finger-containing protein 3
Exons: 7
Coding region: 515-1729 (404 amino acids)
Molecular function (GO): zinc ion binding
Source: RefSeq, a predicted model, not a curated record